Messenger RNA from Papaver somniferum (opium poppy), 2006 nucleotides. RefSeq names its product serine/threonine-protein kinase PBL27-like. The transcript is spliced from 4 exons. Gene Ontology annotation, biological process: protein phosphorylation. The record is from RefSeq and is a predicted model, not a curated record. Gene Ontology annotation, molecular function: protein kinase activity; ATP binding. Lineage: Eukaryota; Viridiplantae; Streptophyta; Magnoliopsida; Ranunculales; Papaveraceae. Bases 228 to 1364 code for a protein of 378 amino acids.
GAGUUUGAAGAGUUAGAAAUAGAUGGUACCCGCGUUUGAAAUCCUUCUGAAAUAUUCUCAAUUUUUAUCGGAUCUCUCUCUGCCUAAACAUGUAAACACGGUACCGCGUAUUCAACCCCCAAGUAUUUGUAGUUUCCUUGAUCGUUAGUUAAUUAGUUAGGUCAAAAUAAUAUCAUUUGAACAUAAUUCAAUUGCCCAAAUCUUUGAUUAUUGUGUCAAGAAAAGAAAUGAAGAAAAAUCAAGGGUGUUGUUUUCCAUUCCUGAGAUUGCCAUCAGGUAAAGACAGUAAAACUCAAGGUCUCAUCAAAGAAACUGACAAGAACAGGAAUCAGAACAAGAAGAAUAAGUAUGACAAAAUUGAGGAUGAUGGUGGUUCAGUUCCUAACAAUGAUGGGAGCUGCAGCAGCGGUAGCAACGGCAAAAUGAUUAAUGCCGCUGCUAAGAUAUUCACAUUUCAAGAGCUUGCUAUUGCUACCAAAAACUUCAGAGAAGAGUCUGUUGUGGGUGAAGGAGGUUUUGGGCGUGUGUACAAGGGUUAUUGUUUCGGGAGUGACGGGGAACAGGUAGAAGUUGCAGUGAAACACUUGGACAGGAAUGGGAUUCAAGGAAACAAAGAAUUUGUGGUGGAAGUUCUGAUGUUAAGCCUCUAUCAACAUCCUAAUCUUGUUAAUAUGGUUGGCUACUGUGCUGAAGGGGAUGAACUACUCCUCGUCUACGAGUUCAUGCCUUUGGGGUCUCUGGAAUAUCAUCUACAUGAUAUUUCACCAAACGAGGCCCUGAACUGGAAUACAAGGAUGGAGAUAGCACUUGGUGUAGCUAAAGGCUUAGAGUACUUGCAUGAUAAAGCCAACCCACCAGUGAUUCAUAGGGACUUGAAGGCUUCUAAUAUCCUUCUAGGUCAAGAUUAUCAUCCAAAGCUUUCAGAUUUUGGUCUCGCAAAGCUUGGUCCUGUUGGUGAGAACAGCCACAUUACUACUCGAGUUGUGGGAGCCUAUGGUUAUUGUGCUCCAGAGUAUGCUAGUACUGGUCGACUCACUUUUAAAUCUGAUAUCUACAGUUUUGGUGUUCUCUUGCUUGAACUCAUCACCGGACGAAAGGCGAUUGACUUUUCCCUGCCAGCUGAAGAGCAUACUCUGGUUAACUGGGCAAGACUAUUGUUGAAAGAUCCUAGGAAGUUCCCACACAUGGUAGACCCACAACUGCAAGGCUGCUAUCCUACAAGUGGCCUUAACAGAGCUCUAGCUCUUGCAGCUUUAUGUGUACAACAGGUAGCUACAAAACGACCUCCCAUGCGGGAAGUUGUGGCUGCUCUUUCACGUUUAACUUCUCGAACUUAUGGAAGAGCUCCAUCUCAACAAAACUAACCUAGCCAGCCGUCAAGUAACAAGAAUAAUAAAGAAAGCCUGGGUGAAGGUGGGGCAUAAGGUGAAGAAAUGAGUUAUGAAAACUCAACCAGAAUUUACUCAAAUCUCGGUCAGAUAUUGACUCAAGACGCAUAAUUACCUGAGCAGAAGUUGUCCAGAGCAACAAUAAAAAUAACACUGAGACUUCAUUGACAAAAAAAACAAAAAUUACCAUUUAGCUAUGUUCUUCAUGGGUGACAUUUGUGUGAUUUGACGCCAAUAAAGUACGAGCAGGAUAAACAAACCAUCCAAAGUUCAUAAAUAAGCUGGAGUCAAGAAACAGUAAUGCUGCAGAAAAUUAAAAAUGCCCCAAGAUAUUCAAUGCAGUUUCCAAAUGCAGAGUACAACAAAAGACAGGACAUAACAUGUUGAUUUUACUUUUGGUGCAUGUUGUUGAAAGCAAACAAUGGAGAGGGAAGUGAAGAACAAAGUAUAUGUGUAAUCCAUACAUGUAAAUAUGAAAUUUUGCUAUUGUCGCUACACUUCCAGUCACUUGUUCAUUUUUGUUCCCUACAUAACUGAAUUUUCUCAAUUUGAGAGGUACCCAAGAUUAUGUCUACCAGAGAGUCAGAGUGCCAGGAAUAUUACACCCUUUGUAACUCA